UAGAUGGAUUACUAACUAAUAGUGCCGUACCAAAAAGCUCAGAUCAACCAGAAUGCAUUUGCUAAAGCACUAUUUUCAAUCUGUAUCAUUUUUGUAAACUUUCUAAAGGUUCUGACGGCUGUCAGGUGUCUGUUGCUCGGACUCUUCUCCAUCAGGUGUUGCUUCGACCUCCCAAGCGAUGGGCAGACCUGCAUCCCGUCAUCCAAGAGCCGUGUGUUGGAGGGAGUCCAGCAGCUAUUGCAUAUAAUCCCCCUGCACGCUCUCCACAUCCACAGCCGGGUUGUUGUUGUUGCCAUGAGGACGGCCGAGUCGGAGAGGCAACCGAGCUGCAGCAUCACGCUUCCUCGGGAGUUUGCAUUCUCACAAUGGGGUGUCAGGGAGAGGAGGAGGAAGCUUUCUUGUUGCUCCUUGCGUGUUUGCUCUCCCGAACUGCUUGUUCCACUUGGCUGCGGCGUCUGAAUCAUCUCUGCUCAUAUUCACUACAGACAACAACAGCAAGAAAAGAGAUUCGCAUUUAAAAAGUGAGCGACUAGACUGACAAGCAGUUUGAUUUGAAGAAAAGGCAGGUCUCCAGAUGUUUAAGGGGACUGCAGCCCACCUGUGUUUGUACUGGAGGGCUGUGUACCUGCUGGCUGCAGGGGUGGCGCUACCGUCCGAAUCCCUCUGGCUGUGUCCACCAUCCUGUCGCUGCAACGCCGCUGCUCUGGAGGCAAACUGCUCCGGCGCUCAGCUCAGUGCCGUGCCUGACGGUCUCCCCCAAGAUGCCGAGCUGCUCAACCUGACCCACAACACGAUCAAGACUCUGGUGAAUCAGCAGUUUCAUAAACUAACUCAACUUUUACACCUCGAUUUAAGUGACAAUCUAUUGGCGCUGAUUGAAGUGGAAGCCUUCCUUGGCCUGCAGAAUCUGCUCACGCUGCGUCUUUCUCGCAAUCACCUCAGGAUCAUCUCCGUGGGAGUGUUUGCUGGUUUGACGAACUUGCAGUUGCUAGAUAUAAGCAGCAAUAAAAUUCUUGUCCUCUUAGACUUUACCUUCACAGACUUAGGAUCUCUGCAGGUUUUUCUAGCAGACAAUAACGACUUUGUUUUUAUCUCUAAUCAAGCCUUCGCCGGGCUGAGUGGCCUACAGAGGCUGGAUCUUGACGGCUCUAACCUCACUGUUGUGCCAACCGAGGCGCUCACUCAGCUGAUUGUGUUAAAAAGCCUUCACAUUCACCAGCUGGACCUCAACUUGCUGCCAAACUACUCUUUCUACCCCCUGCUGCACCUAAAGGAGCUCGUCGUUGCACAUUUCCCCAGGCUGGAGACUCUGUCAGGAAACAGUCUCUUCGGCCUCAAUCUUACAUCCUUAUCCAUCAAGCACUGCAACCUUAAAGAGGUGCCAUACACUGCUUUGCAUCACCUUGUUUACCUCGUGUCCAUUGACCUUUCUUUCAACCCUAUAACCCACAUCCAUGGGAACCUGCUUGGAGACUUACUCCGGCUCCAAGAGUUUCAUCUCGUCGGUGGCUCGCUGGCAAGCAUCGAAACUGGAGCAUUUAAAGGUUUGGGAUAUUUAAGUGUGCUGAAUGUUUCACGAAAUCUUCUCACUACUCUCGAGGCAGGGUCUUUCCAUUCAGUGGUCACCUUAAAAAGCCUGGGGCUCGACAACAACCCCCUCGCUUGUGACUGCCGCCUGCUUUGGGUGGCUCGAAGGCGGCUGUAUGUGAACUUUGGUGGGUGUCUGCCGACCUGCAUGACUUCCACCCAGCUGCAGGGCUGGAAUUUUCUGGAGUUCUCCGAGGACGAACUACCGAGCCUGCUCACCUGCCGGCAGGCUCGGAUUGUGGACCAGAGGCCUCAAGAUGUGAGAGUGAGUCAAGGACACUCUGUGGUGUUUUACUGCAGCUCGGAAGGUGACCCCCAGCCAUCUGUCAGCUGGCUUAAUCCCCAGCUAAGGCAGGUUUCACCUGUUGGCAGGAUACGGGCCCUCUCCAACGGCUCCCUGGAGGUGCGCUACGCUCAGCCACAUGAUAGCGGCACUUAUAUCUGCGUGGCAUCCAAUGCAGCGGGAAAUGAAAGCCUGCGCGUCAGCCUUCAUGUCCAAGCCUUGCCAUCAUCUCCUAAAAAACGCUAUCGUCUUAAAGGCUGGCCUGCCUUUCCUUCCUCUCCCCCUGGAGUGGAUGGAGAUGAGAAGCUCCCGUUUGAUGUGAAGACUCUUCUGAUAGCAGCAACGAUCGGAUUCGUCUCAUUCUUCGGCUCAGUGUCCGUGUGCUUCGUUUUCAUGUUCUUCUGGAGCAAAGGAAAGGGGCAAAUCAAGCACACGGCAACGAUCGCCUACGUGCCACGCAGCGCCAUGUCCAACAGCAACACAGGGACGUCAAACUACAUGGAGACGAGCAGGUUCACCAUGAAACUCUUAUGAGUCCGUUUGAUAAACCGGAAAAAAUGUUUUUCAUAAGGUGUGGCAGGAUGAGAAGAAAUAAAAUGCGUUUGACUAUUUGAAAUGUUUGGAUUUAAUGUAAGAAAUUAUUACCUUUUACUGACUGCUAUGUACUUUUAGCAGUGCCUGACAACUUUAAUGAAUCAGAGCAUGACAUAUUACACACAUUGUGAGGAUUUUAAGUUGAGUUUCCAACAAAAUCUAUAUUGACAAGGAUUCUUUUUGUUCUUGUUUCCUCUUGGAAAAGAAAAACACUGCAUGCCAUUAAAAACCUAGCAGCACUGACAGGGAAUAAAUAAAAUGUGGAAAGAUUAAGACAUAAAAACAAAAGAUGUGUCAAUCAGAUUUUUUUCUGGCUGAUACUUAUUUCUGGUUUACUUUCAGCUGCCUGUCCUGAUUUUUGUCAGAUUAUGUCUGAUUUUGAAGACAGUUUUUUUCUCUCAUUAUUUCUGUCAUUUAGCCAGUAGACAUCAUUUUCGUCAUUCUAACUGACCUAAAACAAACAAAGUUUGGUCUGAUUUAACUCCAGACAGUGAGACAGAAAAUAGUCUUUUUACUCAGAGUAAGUAAACUUCUGGUUUCAGCUGUUAAAGAGCCACUUUAAUUGAUUCUCAGGUAUCGCUGGAUCCUGCAGUUUGUGUAUUUUAUGCAAAUACUGUAAAAUGAAUAGCAAGUCUUUUAAUGGAUCCUUUACUGUUUAAGUUAAUUAUAAUGCUGAUUAACUUUUCAUCCAAACUCCAUGACUUCUGUUUGUAAGAAUAUGCCAUAAAACAGAUGUGGAUUUGUCUUAGCUGCCUUUAAAAAUGGGAAACACAGGGAAACAUGUCAUUCAAAUGAGCCACUUUUGUUAAUAUUAAUAAGUCAGGAAAAUGGCUACAAAACUGUGCCUAAUCUUACAAAUACCUCCAGUCAAAGUUAAACAUUUAGAACUGGAACUGUGAAAUGGUGCUGGAGAAAGAGAGAAAUUUGUUUUAAGGCUUUUCACACAUGUUUACCAUUUACCAAAUAAAUAUAUAAACUGUCAAAGAAAGAAAGAUUAACUAAUACAAUGGCUUGCUAACUUGUGUUUUUGCUUGCUCUUUAAAGGAGGAGUAUAAUGGCCAAUUAUGUAACUUGUGAUUCUUUUUAGACCUUGGAUAAAAUGCCAACAGGGAUCCUGGCCUUAUAUUAAGGUUAUGGUAUUUCUCAAUGAUUACGGUUUGUUUUAUUAAUAUUGUCACAUGCAUUGUACAUUAUUCAACAUGUUUAUGGAACAAUGUUUCUUUUAAAUACCGGAGGGCUGCAUGAAUUGAAAUGAUUAUUCACUGAAAAAUAUUGAUUUGGGUCUCUUUCCACCGAUGGACAUUUGAGUUUCAGAGUGAGUACUGUGGGAAAGAAGACGUUGUUUUGCUCAGCAUCCAAAGGGUAGACAAUCGGUUCUGAGCUUACAACUUUCAAUUUCUGCUCCCAUGUUUAGGACAUGUUUUACUACAGCAGUAAUCAGAGGCGUCCACCAGAGAGUGGAGCUAGCUCCACAUGCUGUGAACACAGAAACACUCCUUUAACGACACACAUGUGUUUGUGAAAAUAAAAUAAACGACUGCUUUUAACAACUGA
Molecule: messenger RNA, 4018 nt
Organism: Xiphophorus hellerii (green swordtail)
Lineage: Eukaryota; Metazoa; Chordata; Actinopteri; Cyprinodontiformes; Poeciliidae
Product: leucine-rich repeat and immunoglobulin-like domain-containing nogo receptor-interacting protein 1
Exons: 2
Coding region: 575-2404 (609 amino acids)
Cellular component (GO): plasma membrane
Molecular function (GO): protein binding
Source: RefSeq, a predicted model, not a curated record